GGGGGACGACGGCGAAGACCUGGUGGUCUGGACGUCGACCAUGCUCCGCACGGGGCAGACGGUCGCGCCCAUGACCCUACAUAGGGAGGUGAUGAAGUGGAGCCAGCUGACGGAGAUCAACGCGGGGCUCAUGGACUCCCUAACGUACGAGUACGUUGCGGCGGAAAUGCCGGCCGAGUACGAGGCGCGCCAGAAGGACAAGCUUCGAUACCGAUACCCGGGCGGCGAGAGCUACCAAGACCUGUUCUUGAGGCUCGAGCCCGUCAUCUUCGAGAUGCUCCGCGAGCGGUCGCCGCUGCUGGUCGUCGGGCACCAGGCCAUCCUUCGAGUUCUGUACGGUUACCUAACUGGCAAGGCGCCAGGGGAGUGCCCGACGAUUCACAUGCCGCUGCACACGGUCAUCAAGCUCACACCCAAGGCGUAUUCGUGCGAGGAGGAGUGGCACCGGCCCCUGGAAGAGUGUAUGGACCCGGUGCCAGACGUCAAGCACCCAACGAGCGACGCCUGCAGCGCGUAGAGUCCUCGCAUCUCCCGGCGCCCGCGGGGGUCGAGAACAUGAUCUUUGCGAGAAGAUGGUUGUAGGCACGCCGAUAGGCAGAGGGCAAAGCUGCAUGUUUUUGACGAGACGAUGCGAAUUGCACUGCAUUCCGAUUCGCGUGCUCCCCCUUUUAUCGAGAGGGGGGCAGGCGGACAGGCGGGACGGAUGGUCCGUGUUUGGAUGCGUUUGUGCUACUUUGCGAAACGAACGGCCGCGUUUGCUCGCCGGCAUUUGCCCUCAGACUAAACGAAAAUGCGUCAGCGGGUAUAGAUCCCGGCCCCCCAAAAGGGGGACCAACGUUUCGUAGAAUGGGCGACACGCCCAGAGAGAACACCAAAGCUACGAUUUCUACACAAGUGUUUUUUUGUGCUUGUUUUUGUUUUUGUUUUGUGUUUUAUUUCGGAUGCAUGAUUGCAUGGCCUCAACUAGGAGAAGAGACAGAGAGAGCAGAGAGAGAGAGAGAGAGAGCGAUGCUAGGCGGCGGCCUGUAUGUACACAACAGCAGUAGACAUGACGCUGGCAUGCAGCGCUCGAAGUAUGUCACGGAAGGCGUUACCUGCUUGCCGAUCUUCAACUCUUUCGCGCCCUCCCACCCCCUGCACAAGGGACAUGUUGUCGGUGGAAAAAGAGGUACAGUCUGCAAGAGGCGCAUGCAGAAAACAUGUAGUAUGUGCUUAGACUCGAUGGGGGCUUGAAACCCAACCGCCCCCCGCCCUUGCCCUCGGUUUCCCCCUGAUUUCUUGUCGGCAGGGAACGGCCACGCCGUUGUUGUUUGUCGUGUUGUAUUCUCGUGUUUUCUACUGGGAGUACGUACUCGAAGUGUUCGGAGCGGGGCACAAGGGUGUCACCAACGGUCUUUGUCUGAUAGAUUUUACCGUCCAAGAGGCGGGCGGAAGAUUAGCUACGAGCUGUUGUGCUUUGCGAUACGCCAACUAGUUCCCAUAAAGUUGAGAAGCUAAUCGCACAGCAGACAAGUCAGAGGUAGUGGCUGUGUGUAGAUCGUUUUUGAAUUGUUAGAAGUCUGGCUUUCUGCGCUGGGUUGUUUUUCGAUUGGACGGGGGUAAGUUUGGCCGAAGCAAGAGAUAGCGUGCGCGUGCGGGCAUCGUAUAGGCAGCGGUGUGGCCUUCACCACGCCCUACGAUACGAGACGCUGUUUGAACGUAGCCGGUGUGUCCUGUCCGGAUGGGGUUUGUGUCUGUCUGAAGUAAGGCGGGGACGACGGCGGGUUAGCGGGUAAAUUCUCCUCCGUCCUUCGGGGUCGACACACUCCGGCCCUUUCACAGGCUAUUAUGCUGUUUGGCUGUUCAAAACUUACGAACCGCCAUGUCAUGCAAGCAGGCACGUAAAUAUCGGUCUUUGAGGGAGGGAAUAUUUUCUAGAAGUCGAGUACGGUACGUGCCAACGUACCGCGCGGUGUGUCGUUGUUGGUUUUUCUGUUACGCAUUUUCAAGGUAUCUUCUAUUGGGCACAUGACGAUCUUGCACGUUGUAAGUUGCCCUCAGACCCGCCGCCUGCUUGGCAGUCGUUCAAUGUUUCCGGGGCAGGCUCUGUACUCAACAGUUUUUGUCCUCCCAGCGACUGGCUGCUUUGAGCAUGUAUGUUUUCUUGCGUCAAUUAAGUAAGGUGGCGGCGAUGGAAAGGGAGUGAGUAGAAGGCAAAAGCAAUCAGUCGAGUUGGUGAACCUUGACCUUUGGAUGAUUUCUGAUUGUGUUCGCUAAUUGUAAUACGGGAUGCCUCGAUGAAUAAACCCAUCCACAUACGUCCCGAAACUUAAUCACCACUGGAGCAUACCGCCGCAUGCAUAGGUUGCAUCAUAUUCACCACGAUCUGGACCGAUUCUCAAAGCUCGCGAUCGCCGUACGGACCGACAUGCAGUCUAUGCGUAUAGCAGUGUUUGGGGGUCCCCGAGUAGGGCAGUUUGAAUAAGACGGUCGCCUUAUUCGAGGCGGGGGAAACUGGCCGGCAUAAUUUAGACGGAAAUGAAUCAAAGUUGUUUUAUUGUAUACCACACAGGUGGAGGUUGACCCCGCUUCCCCAAUAUGUGGGAUGCCUGCACCCCCUUUUGGAGACUUGGUUAAGGCCGGACACCUUGGUGGACCCAAUCAAGGUCUCGAAAGGGGAGAAACUGAGGGGGCGCGGGUAUCUGACACAUUGGGGAAGGGGAGUCGACCUCCACUUGCGACAUCAAUGCUACACAAAGAAUAAGGCGGCUGCCCCAUAUAAGGCGGUCAUUAUCAGCUGCCCCACCCCCGCCUUAUUCGGGGACCCCCACUGCACCUACACCUACCUACCCUUGCCCCAAUGGAGGAAAAUCAACGACUGCAUAUGCUAGCAUAAUUGCCUCUCCUUGUGGAGAACACCUUCAUAAAGGUUGAAACUCCCCAACGUUUGUCGAGGACGAAACCCUCUUUUCCACAAUGGCGUCGACAAGAGAUGUCAGGUGUCUGCUUUUGGUUGCAAAAGACACGGGUUCAGAACCCGCUGCUCACCUAAUUUUCUUCCGGAGUACGGAAAAAGAAAAACGGUGGGUAGGCCAAGAAACGAUGCACUGUCUAUUGAACUCGAAACUUCUGACAAUGCGUGGCGGAAAUGGCGCACCCGCAACACGCACAGAAGAUUGUUGGAAAAAAAGUGGUUCUACUCGCCGCCAGCCGGUCGGGUUCCGGUUACCCCGAGAAGACUUCUCUUGCCUAGCAAACAAGAAGAAGCUCUCCCUUCUUCCCCUCGCUCCUCGACAAGCUUUUGCUUAGUUAGACAUGGGUUGUAGCGAAGGGGCGGGUCUUUCUGGGGAGCAGGGCUAGACUCACCCUCAAGGGAUGACCGAAACCUUCUUGCUGCUGCGCAUAUCCGCCGCGAGGCAUGCGCGUGGUGGUGUAGUUGGGUCGGCACUGAUGGGGUCAGGCGAAAAAAUGUAGAUGCGCGGGCCUCUGGCCGUCGGCGUAGGCAGCGAUGCCCAUCUCAUUUUUUGUGCGCGGAGGCAGACACCGUCAGAAGGUGGACGGGAACUAUGUACACGGCCCUAGGUUGGCUAGAGGGCGCUGCAUUGCCUCAGUAACCUGGCUUCGCCAUCAAAGGAGGAGGGAGCAGGUGGCGACGAGCUGAACUGGGCUGGUUGACCCCUUCGGCGCGAGAAUUUUUAUUUUUCAGACCAAGAACCUUGAGUGCAACGAGGGAGAAAGCGAGGAACCGACUGGGAAGGACAGCAACGAGAGCGUGUACGGACGGAGCAGGUCGAGUGGCGUUAUGCUCGGGCUGACUACAGCGGCGCCGGACGGAGCAGCGGCACCGGAGCAUGCGGGCGACAUCGACCCGUGGCGCACGGACAAGCAUUUCAAUCUGUGUUGUCAUUUUUUUUCGAUUUUUUUCUGACUUUCUGUGUUGGUUUUGUGUGAUGCCAUCGUCACCGGUUUUGUAGAGAGACCCGUCAGAGAUGGCGUGGCUAACCCGGGUGCCUUGGUUAUGUGCCUGAUCGUGGAAGACCCCUUCAAUGUGGAACGAUUCUUAGCUAUUGUCGAUAUUUUCACUGCGUGCCUAACACAGACGAUCGGGAGAGGUUCGGGUGAUUGUCCAUUGCAAUCAUGGCUUUGGUUGGUUGUUCUUUUUCACUGUACGUCCGCAGACACAUUCUGACAGCACUUCAGACAGCAGCUUUGUGCCCCGCCAGCUUCUUGUUCCAUGCCUACCAUGGUGUUUUUGUACAGACAGCACUUCAGACAGCAUUAUGCUGUAGUCGGCAAUCUUCCGUUUUGGUAUAGAGUGGGACAGGGAGGGGGUGAUGCUACUGUAGUCGAACGGUGGGACGGACGUGCAGUUCAGUUUUUGGGCACGCAUACGGUGCUGCAGGGAUUUUUAGGUGUACCUCUUCGGGCUCUUGGAUACCUUUUUCUCGUUAGAUGUGUGCGUGUUCUUUAGAUCCU
Messenger RNA from Ectocarpus sp. CCAP 1310/34, 4455 nucleotides. The record is from the annotation of a GenBank genome assembly. Lineage: Eukaryota; Phaeophyceae; Ectocarpales; Ectocarpaceae.